AAACGGCUCAUGAGCGAACGCCGGCCAACGGGUUGUUGGAUGGUCGCACAUCGCGUAUAAAACUAAUGAGUGCCCUUAAAGCCCGUUUAGUUGGUAAAGAAACGCGCAACGGGCAACAACCGAAACACAAACGAGUGAUCACACGACAAAAACAAAACCAUACAAGCUUGCGUUCAUUGAAAAUGCAUACUCUCGAAAUAUAAUCGUACCGUUACUAGGUCGUCUAGUGAACGAACAUUGCGUGUCGUGUCAAGCGCAUAGCCGCCGAAGUGACAAGUGUUCGAAACUGACUGUUAGUUGAAAAAGAAACAAUUUAAACAUAACAGCAAAACCAACAAAAUGUCCUCGUGCUAUAGUGGUUAUGACGAUGGCUCAUUCGAGUUUGAGGAUUCGUCCGACGACAGCGGCUACGAGAAAAGUUUCGAAACCGAUCGCCAAGUUAAGCCGCGAAAGCUCAUCUUCGAUGCUAAUGCCGAUUUCUAUGCGGCCGCCGAGUCACCUAUGUCAUCUGGCUGCUACAACAACAGCGGCAUACUCUUGGAGCGCUCCUCCUUUCCUGCACUGCUCGAUGCCAGCAGCAACCAUAGUACUCGCAGUGGACGCACACUCGUAGAACAUGUGAUCAGCAAAGCGCCGCUGACAGAAUCUGAGUUCGCGCCUACGCUAACAUCGACACCGACAAAGAAUGCCGCCGGCGCCGUAAAUUGUGAUCAACCGACUGAACCGCGUCCCAAGCGCAAAUAUGCCGUCGGCAAGAAUCGCGUAACGCGUUCGCGCAGCCCCACCCAGGUGGUGCGCAUCAAAAAGUUUCGCCGCAUGAAGGCAAACGAUCGCGAACGCAAUCGCAUGCACACGCUGAAUGACGCACUGGAGCGGCUCCGUGUCACGCUACCCUCACUGCCGGAGGAGACGAAGCUGACGAAGAUCGAGAUUUUACGUUUCGCGCAUAACUACAUAUUUGCGCUCGAGCAGGUGCUGGAGAGUGGUGGCACAAUCAACCUCGACCUCGAGAAGCUUCAAAAUUUCACACUAAGUGGAGAACGUAUCACUAAAGAGCUAUUCGAUGCGAUUUUCGUUAAUCCACAACCCUACACGAGCAUAUACAGCAUGGGUUGUGGGCUGGGCGGCGGACGGGUGCCAUACGGACAUCAGGAACCAAUGUCUGCAGCGCAUCCCUACUUGGAACAACAGCACCUGCUGCAACGCGGUCGUCCCCCACAGGGCUAUGCGUAUGGUAGUGAUAUGCGCCCCUACAAUGUGCAACACGAAACACAUAAACCCUUAGUCGACCGUUUGACGACGCAUCCCCAUUUUUCUCAGGAGAAGUACGAGCUGUAUAAAAGUACCUUCGAAGCAGCAGCCAACAUACAACCCACAUCAAGUGCCAUGUACACGGGUGGUAUCUGCAUGCAAGAAGAGCGGAACGUACCGGACCUCACAUCAGCUGGAUUCACGACGCAGUCUGCAUAUAACCACCAAUUACCGACGAACGACAACUGCUAUCGCGAGGAGGAUCCGACGACAAUCAUUGCGCCAUCACCACCCAUGGCGAGGCAAGGAGGUAAGCACGCGCAGCCGUCAAUGUUGCACCAGACUAGCAGUUUCUUCACUCAGACGCCACCUUGGAUCGAUUACAACGAGCAGAUGUUGAACACCAGCCACGGUAGCUUCGAACAGUAUUCGCACGUAUAGCAACGGGCGCUCUUAGGUAUUUUAGUGUAUAUAGUAAGGGGUUAUUGGGGGAAAGCCAGGGAUCAGUUUAGAGUAUUUAUUUUCCAUUUAGUUAUCAUACAAUUGUUAGGUACACAGAAAAUAAUAUUUAGUUUAGUCUUUGAGCUCUAUGGAUGAGGAUCGGCGUCAAUAGCUUCACAGUCAUUCAUAGAACUCAAAGCGUCCAUUAACUAAUUUACAUAUUCAUUUAAAAAUGUUAAUUCUUAACGAGAACUCAUCCACAAAUCUUGAAGUUAUUCGCACAUUUCGCUGAUUCUCGUGAUAAGAACUGCUGACGAAGACUCCAAAAUGAUGGUGGAUGACGAUUGUGCUUAGUAAAAGUGCAAAGCAAUACUUACCGAAGUCUUGUUCGGAUGAGACAACCAUCUGUGUUGCUUGUCCUAACGAUGCUUCUUCUAUAAUGAAUAUAUUUUGCUUCGAUCUCUUUAAAGAAACGGCUAUGCAGUUCUUUACCGUUGAGUAACGGAUCUGCAUCUCAGUAUUCUUUGAAAAAUUAAAAAUUAAUUCUAAUAUUGUUCAAAAAUAAUUAUUUUUACUAAAAAUUGGAUUUAUCUGAAGUGAUCUUCAGUAGACUUUAUACUCGAAGAUCGUUUUGGAAAAUUCCAAUUUAUGUCACUUUAAACACUGUCAAUUAUCAACGACUCUAAGAUAGUCAUUCAAUUUAACUUUUCGAAGAAGUAUCAAGACAAGAUUACGCUAUUUUACCGCAAAAAGGUUAUUUUUGGGUGUCACUGUGAUUUGACAUUUAAUCGUUAACUGUUUUGUCUUGGAAUGUCGAAAUUUUGUCAACGUGAACAUGUCAAUACUUCGUUUUCACAAUAUCGGAUUGGGAAGAACGACUUCUUGACGUUUUAUUAGACUAACUCAAAGUAUCAGGUACCUUAAUGUAGUUGUUAACAAGCUUUAUGAAAUGUGAGAUUUUUGAUAUUUACCAAAGAGAAAUAUUUAUGAAUAGAUAAGUGAAUAUAUAUUUUUGUAAGGUAGAGUUUUAUUGUAAUACAAUGAACAGGGGCUAGUCAUUUCCUAAAAUAAAAUUAAACUUUAAGUGAGGUUAAAGUUUGGCGUGAGUAAGGUUAGGCUACUAACGGAUCAAUUAAUACAGGUUGUAAUGUAAUGAAAUGUAUACAGUUAUCUUAAUAAAUGUACUCUGAUGAAAAUAAAGUUCGACGAAAAUGGA
Messenger RNA from Zeugodacus cucurbitae (melon fly), 2908 nucleotides. RefSeq names its product basic helix-loop-helix neural transcription factor TAP (gene tap). Gene Ontology annotation, molecular function: protein dimerization activity. The record is from RefSeq and is a predicted model, not a curated record. Lineage: Eukaryota; Metazoa; Arthropoda; Insecta; Diptera; Tephritidae. Bases 340 to 1692 code for a protein of 450 amino acids. The transcript has a single exon.